AUGCUGGGAGUUUUGGAUACGGCGAAGGACUCCACAGUAGCAGGGACAUCCAGUGCCGUUUACGUUGGUGAGCGUCUUAAAGCCACUGUACAAUGUUCCGAUGAAGCACUACGAAAAUUUAAGUGCUCAGAAUGUCCGAAAGCAUUUAAAUUCAAGCAUCAUCUCAAGGAGCACAUCCGAAUUCACAGUGGUGAAAAGCCCUUCCAGGUGGUUCCAUGGUUUUAUUUUCUAGGAGAUGUUCCCCCAUUUGGUGUUGACGAUGUGAUGAUGGAGGGCGCAAAGUAUCCUGCGAACAAACAGUGCCCGCACUGUCAGAAGCGAUUUUCACAUUCGGGUUCGUAUUCAUCCCAUAUGAGUAGCAAGAAAUGUACAGCAGCUGCAACACAAGCUUCAUCAACUGCAUUCGAGUUUGGUGAUCAAAUGAUACUCUAUCGAGCACUUUUGUUGCAGUUCCAGACAGCGCAUAAUUUUGCAUACUCAAAUAUCGGUCCUUAUACGGCCUUGUUACAACAACAGUUUUUACAGGCAGCGAGUAGCACUGCAUCGUCAACCUCACCACCGGCAUUACUGGCCAACUAUUGGGCUUGUCAUUUAAACAGUACUAAUUGCACCAUAGAAGGAACAGUUUCUGCAAACGCAUCUAGUAAGAACGGUAUUGAAAAUGGUAUCGAAAAUGGCACGCUCUUGAAGAGUUCAUGUGUUAAAAGUGAAAAAACUAAUCAGGAUGAUGUUGCAAACCAUGAUCUAGAAAGGUCGCGUUCUUCUGGUGAGAGCGCUGAACAACAAGAAGUGCAAAGUGGAUCUGAUUUACCAAGUUCGUGUAUUGUUGGUAAUGGUACUACUUGGAAGCCCUUACGAUCCCGUUCAUUUCUUACCGAUGCUCAAGUUGCUAUACUCCAUGCUCAUUUCAAACGUAAUCCAUUUCCAUCAAAGUAUGAACUUUCCGCUGUUGCUGAACAAAUUGGAGUCAAUAAAAGAGUAGUACAGGUAUGGUUUCAAAAUACUCGAGCGAAGGAACGACGAAGUAAUCGGUUAAGUGUAGCUUGUGAACGAUACUCACGUUCCAUGUGGAAUAAUGCGAUAUCAUUUCAAAGUGCUGCUACAGCAGUAGCAGCUGCUAAUGAUCCAUUAAGUUUGAUGGCUGCUUGGGCACAACAGUGCACCGGUCUUGUUAACGACGGCCUCUCGGAUGAGCAGACAGCGAAAAGUGAUUUAGUGUCAAAUGAACCAUCUGAUGCUGCUCGUGAUUUACCACUCGAUUUAUCAAUUAAGGAUGAAACAGCAGCUAUAGUAACAGCAGUCCCAACUGAAAAAACAUCUGUUUUUGCAGUCGAAGGAAAUGGAGGAAGACAAGACUUUAAUCAGGACGAUUGCUGGUCUGCUAGCCGUCUCAUUGGAUUUAUUCCAAAAGGAAGCGAAACGAUACGUGGAGCGCUAUUGCAAGCUGCGAAGGGUCGUUCAGAGACUCCACCGACGGUACUUUCUUCGACAUCCAGAUCCCAUUCGGAAGGUGAAUCGAAUUUAGAAGCUGGCUUAUUGGAUGAUAAUUCAGCUGCUGCAUUGUCAUCGAGUAUUUGGCCCAACAGUGUGUUCAUGUCGCAGUAUUCAAUGUUGGGUAUUAACGGUAUAGCAGGUCUUCAGAAAGUUUUGGAGCAAAGUGACGAUAAUGAUGACAACGCGUCAGACACUUCAUCGGGUGAGAAGCGCCAUCGUUUAAACUGGAAAUCACAUCGAACUGAUGAAGAAGGUCUCUAUGCGUGCGAUCAGUGCGAUAAAAUGUUCGGAAAGCAGAGUUCGUUGGCAAGACACAAAUAUGAACAUUCUGGACAACGUCCCUACAAAUGUGAUGUAUGCGAGAAGGCAUUCAAGCACAAACACCAUCUUACAGAACACAAAAGAUUACAUUCGGGUGAAAAACCUUUCCAGGUUUCGACUGAAAAUCAUUUUCGGGUUAAUACACUUUCGUAG
Messenger RNA from Acanthocheilonema viteae, 1968 nucleotides. NCBI's taxonomy places the organism in Eukaryota, Metazoa, Nematoda, Chromadorea, Rhabditida, Onchocercidae. The record is from the annotation of a GenBank genome assembly.